UUUUCAUGCUUUUUUUUCCAGAAAUACGACAAAGCGUACAAUAAUGUUAUCAACUUGACUCGUGGAUUAUCAGAGGAAGAGAGUCACCAUGAGUUGAACAAAGCCCUUGAUGAUCGGAAGGCCCAUGAUGAACUGUGUCUUGGUCUCUUAGUUAGCAUUCUAGCAGAUCCUUCAGCUGCAUCUAGGCAUUACCAUGACCUCACACUCGUUUCGAGAGACUCAUUGAAAAUAGUAACCGAGACCCUAAUACAUCAAAUAAUUGGUGAGCGUUUCUCAAGGUUAUCAGACAAUACUAGGAGACAGCUCUUGUGGUUGGUGAGGGAACUUGUCAAGACUGGCAUUAAUAAUGUUGAAGGAGUUGUUUGGUGCCUUUUACGACAAAUUGCAGGUGGAGAUGUGUCUCAGAGAAAUGUUUGGUUAGCAGAGAGCCUUGUUGACAUUCUCAGAGAAAACAGGCCAUGGCUGGACAAAUUUCCAAUUAUUGUUGCUUCAGUAGCUUAUACAUAUCUCCGCAUCCUGGAGGACCACCAUGGCCCACAAUUUGCAAGCCUAAGACAAAAGGAGGUUCUAUUUGUUGUUGGCCUCUUGAGGGAGCGGUUUCAGGAUUGCCUGAUGAUUGGGAGAGACUUGGUUCGCCUCUUACAAAAUGUAGCGAAGAUUCCUGAAAUUGAGGCAUUGUGGCGGGACAUGAUUCAUAACCCGACAACAUUGUGUUCUAGCUUCACAGGUGUUCUUCAACUUCUGCAAAUGCGGACGUCUCGUCGAUUUUUCGUGGUGAGGUUGACAGAAAUGGAGAAGAAAAUGGUCUUUUUAUGUACAGAUGUAAAGUUUGGAAUGCAGAAAAGAUAUCAAGAAUGGUUCCAGAAACAGUACCUGAACACCCCUGAAAGUCAGACGUUGCGGUGUGAUCUCAUCCGAUUCAUCAUUGGUUGUAUCCACCCAACCAAUGAAGUAUUGUGCUCAGAUAUUAUUCCACGCUGGGCUGUGAUAGGCUGGCUACUCUCCUCGUGUACAUCUCCAGUUGCCACUGCCAAUUGUAAAUUGGCUCUGUUUUAUGACUGGCUUGUGUACAACACUGAAACUGACAACAUCAUGAAUAUUGAACCGGGCAUUUUAGUUAUGUACCAUUCCAUGCGGCCUCAUCCUGUUCUUACUACCUCUCUUCUCGACUUCAUUUGCAGGAUAAUUCCACAUUUUCAUCCACCUCUUGCUGACAAAAUACGUGCUGGUGUACAUAAUUCUCUUCGGCAAAUCCUUGAAAAACGGGUUAUUCAGGCAUUAGAACCCCUCUUUGAUAACCCUCGCAUGGAUGUGGAGUUAAGAAAACUAAUAAGAGAAACAUUCCCAGAAUUCUGCUCGUCAUCGACUGUCACAGACAUUAAACCCGAGGAUUUUGUUUCGUCGGUGCCAAACACUACUUCAGUUACUAGGAUGGACUUGAUGGCUGAAACUGGGUUAGAUUUCACCACACCAUCGGUCACUGAGAGUGUUGUAAAUAGUAAUAAUCAUAGUGAAGAUGAUGGGGAUGCCAUGUUUAGUGACGAAGAGGAGGAAGUCCCAGCUCCAAAGGUUUCGGUUCCUGUGCCUACUAAAGUAGAAGAGACAUCAUUGACUAGCACAUUACCGGUGGGGGAUGUGAAAAAAGUGUUAACCAGUGUAGGGCAAGAGGAAAAAGUGGACUUGAGUAAACACUUGGAGUUUCUUGAAACAGACAUGAGAAAUAUUAUAAUAGAUUUGCAAAAUGAAACGGACACACAGCAAAGGUAGGAAUCUUCUCUUUUUUCUUAAAAGAAGGUUGUAGAUUUCUAAGAUGGAAGUGAGAUGUGGUAAGAAAACUGAAGUGACUUCUUGUAUGUGUUUUUUUUCCAUUUUGUGAAUUCUUUCUUUAUUUUAAGUAAAGUGCUCCCAGUUCUGUGUACAGUAAUGUUAAAUUGAUGUGUUUAUAUGAAGGAGAAUUCAGUUUUUA
Molecule: messenger RNA, 1966 nt
Organism: Macrobrachium nipponense
Lineage: Eukaryota; Metazoa; Arthropoda; Malacostraca; Decapoda; Palaemonidae
Product: integrator complex subunit 3-like
Cellular component (GO): cytoplasm
Source: RefSeq, a predicted model, not a curated record